This is a messenger RNA of Gadus morhua (Atlantic cod), 654 nucleotides long. Its product is annotated as lipopolysaccharide-induced tumor necrosis factor-alpha factor homolog. Gene Ontology annotation, molecular function: zinc ion binding. Lineage: Eukaryota; Metazoa; Chordata; Actinopteri; Gadiformes; Gadidae. The transcript is spliced from 6 exons. The coding region runs from base 33 to 551 and encodes 172 amino acids. Gene Ontology annotation, cellular component: cytoplasmic side of lysosomal membrane; nucleus; cytoplasmic side of late endosome membrane. The record is from RefSeq and is a predicted model, not a curated record.
CUGAGGGGGGGCCCAAGUUAGACACAUUGGACAUGAUCAAGAUACGCAUAGCACAACUCAAGUUCCGUCGCAAGGUGCUGUUGAAGGGAGUGCAGUUCAGGAUGAGGGUAUCGGAGAGCCAGGAGGAGGAAGUGCAGUCCCCUGAGCUAGCGGCGAUCUCAGCUGAGCUUCGACACCUGACAUGUAAAGCGAGAGAACUGGGCUUCUUUGAAGAUGACGACGAGGAUUUGACAAGUCCUACGGCAGAGGAAUGCCUCCACUGGCCUGCACCGCCUCCAUGUGAACGUGUCCCCAAUGCUAAUGAAGAAGUUCCUAUUGCAGAACUGGGCAGGGAGCCUGGCGUCACCGGGUGCCCCAACUGUGGAGAGGUCGUAACCACAAAAAUUGUCAAGAAACGGGGAGAUGCCAAUUGGAUGCUGUGUUGCCUGUUGGCCAUGUUCGGGUGUAUUGGCGGAUGCUGUUUGAUUCCUUUCUGCGUUGGCAACCUCAUGGACGUCCAACACAGCUGUCCAUCGUGCCAGACCACAAUACACAAACGAGAAAAAAUAUGACACUAUCGUUUGACUGUAUGGAAAAUAUGAAAUCACUCAUCCAUUCAUUGAGUGAGUGGAGUGAAGUCUGGAAUGAAGGACUGAUAUUUAAAGGUGAUUAUAU